AUGAUGAUGAUGGUGUUGGUGAUAAUAGCUUCUGGGAAUAAGCUUCUUUUCUCUGUCGAGAACAAACUUCACAAGUUUGUCAUUAAAGGUUAGGUAACAAAGAGACGACUUUGGGAUUCUCACUCAAUUUUUCAGAUGAAAAUGAACUGGAAUUUUAUUUUUUUUUUUGAGGAUUUUUUGGUUUCAAAAUUCUAAAUGGAUUUAUAAAUUGAAAAAAUAGGCUGCAUGAUGCUUGAAAAUACUCUAGAGUUCUUGAAAUAUCACUGAAAACGGCUCUUCGCCUUGAGAUCUUUAUAAAGCUUUUUUCCAAGUCUUCGGUUAAUAUAUUGUUUGACAGUUGUCUGAAAAUAUCAAGAAUUUGACAAAUAAUAAGAAGGAAUGUUAAAACGAGCGAAAUGUUCAAAUUGAUGCCUAUUCUUCGGAACAAUCAAUUAUAAUAUUUGAGGAAAACUAGAUACAAUGGUCCAGUAACGUACUUUAAACAGGACAUUCCAUGCAGAGGAAUGGGUUUGGAAGAGAACGUUUGACAGGUAAUAAAAUGAUUGAAUAAAAUGGACAGGAAAGACGUGAGUGGGGCGGACGUCAUUUCGACUCGAUGGCCAAGGAAAAGUCGAAGGGCGCCGUCAAACGUUCUUCCGAGGAGGUUUCCGCGAUUCCGAAGCUCAACUUGAUUCAAAAUGGGCUUUUUUCAUUGGAUAACUAUUUGACAGUUUGAGAAUUCGAAUACAGUCAUUUUCCUGUACUUUUCGGAUUCUUGUGCUUGAUGAUUGGAUUUCGUAGGAUCUUGAUUUCGUGCUGAAGCGUUUUGAGGCGCAUGAAAAGAUUUCGGGAAGGCGUUUUUCUGUGUUACCUAAGGCGAAUUGAGGCGGUUUCGAAACAUAAAGUACGGCAUUUUAAAAUAGGAAAUAUUUUAUUUUAGAAAUUGAAUUGAGGUCACUAGUGCUUAAAGUAAAGCUGGAAGCGCCUUUAGGAGGUUUUUUUACGUGCUAGUCAAUCAAUAAUAAAAUAUAAUUUGAAUACAGAUAUAAGGAUCAUAAUUUCAACUUCAGAAUGUUUCUUUACGCACUAUUUUCUACGAGAAAAGGAAUCAAAUUUCUUUAAGUUCGAUUGCACUUUUUAAAAAAUUUUUUUUUUGUCGAAAAAUUUUGAAUUUUUGCAGAGAGGACGCAAAAAGAAGUCGGGAAGCCGAACGCCACCUCGCAAGAGCAUGCCGGGCUUCCUUUCCUGCUGCUCCAAGAAGAAACCUCCAGCCAAAUCUGCCAAAGUCCUCAAAGUUUCAAGCAAACCUCAAACUAAUUUUGAAGAAAAGCUCAAAGUCGAAGUCGAAGAGCGUCAGAAAGCGAAGCACGCCAAAGAGUCGUCCUGGCGAAAGAUCUAAGUCGCGACGUCAUCAUAGGUCCAAGAAGAGAUCCUCUUCUGCGAGAAGUCGACAUUUCCAGAUUAUUCAUCGAAAUUUGAAAUGAUUUAGAAGAAGCAUCGUCGUCGUCAUGUGGCACGUCGAGCACGGCGCCCCUCAGCGCCAAUCAAUCCAGUGAUAAAUUUCCGAAGGUAGUGCAGUUACCUGUUUCAAAGACUUUGGAGGAAAAUGACAAGACUGCUCGAACCUGCCUGAUUUCUUUAUUUUGAUUUUUAGAUUCAUUUUUUGUGAUUGGGGCUCACAUUGAUAGAAAAUGAUGGAAGCUUUAAAAAUUAAAAACAGUUUUUCAAGCAUGAAGUUCCUCCUGGAGCUCCAGGAGCGGUCGCAGCUCCUCCUCCUCAGCCAUUGCCCCGAAUCCCAACGGAACAUGUAGGAAUUUCUAUUGCAAUGUUCAUCAACAUAUCGGAUAUUUUGAGGGCCAGCUUCCACCAAAACCGGCCGAAGGACUGCAACCGCCGACGGCUCACGGAGUCGUUCCGGUGGAGAAUAAGUUAGAGCUCUCGAUUUAGUCUCCGUUUCUGUAACUAUUCAUUUUCAGGAUGGCAGUUAAGGUCGAUGAGAAGGCGAAGAUAAAUAAUGAGUUGGAUCAGGUACUUUUAGGGAAAAAUGAGAAAAUUUGUCAUAUAAUUUGAUUUGAUUUCACGGCAUUCCUAAUGAGGUGAGCGAAGGUGAGCGAAGCGUCAAAGUUUCUGAAUUUACAAAAAAAAGUGAGUGCGCGCUCCGGAUAAAAUGACGUCAUAAUUACACUGAGUAUUCAACGGUAAUAACUUGUAUGUUCGAUCGCCUUUGGCUGCGUACUUGAGAUUUCGAAUUUCGCGCCAAAGUGACUUCUCUUUAGUGACUUCUCUUCGCCCCGUUUGGGAACGCCGUUAUUUGGAAACUGAACAGUUUUCUGUCUUAUGCGCCGUUUAAAGUAAUAUACUAUUUUAAACGAAAUGAGAGGUUCAGCUUCUCCGAAUAGGAUUAAUUACCAGGCCCGUCUUUGUAUUUGAAUUUAAAAACAUUUUUAGAAGUUAGGAAUGUGUGAUUUUUCAAAAAAAUGGUCGAGAAGGAUAAAAUUAGAUUGGCACCGCCCGAGACGACGAGGAUCAACAGCAAACUUCGAAGGCCAAAUCACACGGAAUUCGCGACGGCGACUACCCGCAGAAGAAGUUCACCAUCAUUGAGUCGGUUUUCAAAAUAAUUUCACUUAUAUUACUCAUUCGCCUCAACUUGAAACGAGUCUGAAGUUUUCAAGCCUUGAGCCUUGAAUCCUUGAAAAAUAGAGAGUACUGUUAAAUACAAGGACGUUUAUAGAAAAAGGUUAUCAUUUCAAUUUUUGAAUAAUCUCCAGCUUUCAAAGACUAGAUGCAGACUCUUCGUAACACUUUGAUUUCUCUGCCCUCUCCUCUAUUUACGUGCUUUUUUAACGUUUCUUUGAUCUCGCCGGUGAGGGAAAAUAGAGAGCAGAAAGGUCAGACUUGAAAACUGUGGCAAAUGAGCAGUACUAAUUUAAAAAAAAAAGAUAAAUUGAAUAACGGUUGAAGGUAUGUCCACGAGGGACGUCGCGUCCGCCGCUGGGAGUACGAGGACAUCACGCCCUUGACCGUCCUCCCUCACACGAUGGGCGAUAUCGUUCGAGCUUCCCGGAAAGCUAUCGAGUAGGAUAAUCCCAAAAGAAAUUAAGAUGUUAUUUGGAAACUAUUUUCAGCAAAUGCCAUGAAGGAACUAAAACGAAGGUAUCGGUUUUUUUUUCAACUUCAAAGGCGCAGGGAGUUGCUCAAACUGAAACGGAUCGAGAAAAAAAAUGCUUGUCGCAAAAAUUUGAUUAUUAUUUCCAGAGGAUGCAAAUCUUUAAGAGAUCACUUGAUUUUUGUGUGGCGCUUGAGUGAAGCUUUUUCUAUUGAUUUCUGACCAGAAAAACACUCUUGCUCUUUCCAGGUCCACUCAAGUGACCUAAAACCUCUAGUGAUCACUUGGAAAAAUAAAACACUCCGGUUGUCUCCAACCUUAGCGAAGAACAAUAAUAAUUUCAUCCCGAAAAGAUUUUUUCUGAACUAGAGUUUGAUACAAAUCUUUUCUGGAAGAAAAGUCUGUACAUUCGAAAUCCUUGUAACAUGAGUUUGUAUUGAAAACACCAAAUUCAUUUUUGGAAACUUUUGCCGUGAUUUUUCAAACGAUUAUAUAUUUUCAGAAACAGGCCGAAACGGCUCUGACCCACGAUCUCGACCAGCUCGGCAAAGUGAUGGCUAAAGAAUGA
Messenger RNA from Caenorhabditis auriculariae, 3656 nucleotides. NCBI's taxonomy places the organism in Eukaryota, Metazoa, Nematoda, Chromadorea, Rhabditida, Rhabditidae. The record is from the annotation of a GenBank genome assembly.